GUCGGAUUUUACUGACUACGUGUUCAUGUUUGAUUGGAAAAAAUUGAAAAGACAAAAAAAAAAAACCUACGAAAUCGAUCUUUCUCCAUUCUCUCCCUUUACGUCUUCUUCUCCGGUGCGAUUCCCUGUAUUCUCAUUUGAUUUCUUCCCUUUCUCUCCUUCUACGCUUCUUCUUUGAUGCUAUUCAAUGGAUUCUCCUUUGAUUUCUGUUUUGAAUCGAUCUUUUUCCUUUCUCUCCCUCCAAUCUUUCUGCGAUUACAUUUUUCUCCAACUUGUUUUCGUCUGCAAUUAUCCUAUCGGGAUUCUCAUAUUUAAUUCUGAUGGAUGUCUUGGGUUUACGAGGAUUCUUCGCAAUUUCUCCACUUUUCAUGAUCCCGACGAAAUCUUAGAGACUCCCCCUCUCAAUGUUCCUCAUCGAUGUUCUUCGGAAACUGCUUCCACUAUUAUUCUUCUUCGGAUCAGAAAGAGAUUCUCUCUCAGCAACAGAGUCCAUUUUGCACAUGUUAGCCGGUGGCACGGAAGCAUUGAACAACCCGUGCUUACCGAAGUUUCCUUUCAACAACUCUAUAUUCGUUUUUCAAACAUUUUACGUUGUUUGCUUUGUGAAAUAUUUUCAGGCUAUGAGAGAUUUUAGCAUCGUAAAAAGAGUUCAUCUCAUUUAGCAUCAUAUCUUAUUAUAUGCAUCUCUCUCUCUCUGUUUUUUGUUGAAAUGGGUAUAAGAGUAGUAGAAGGAAGGGAUUCUUUCUUGAGCUUCAAGGCGAUGGUCGCUGCUUUGAUCACUCUGCUUGUUGAUUUCAUGGGGACUGAGUACUAUGAGAGGAAGCAAGAGAGGGAAGCUAUUGACUCUGAUGAACAUGGUUAUGAACAGUCACCGAGUAUCGUUGUUCCCGUGGCUGCGGAAGGAGGGAACGAUGAUAAAGUGUUUGGAGAAGAAGACAGUGGAGGGAUUCACAUUGUUCAAGAAUGUGUUUCUCAGGUUCAAAAUCUCUGUUGA
Molecule: messenger RNA, 994 nt
Organism: Thlaspi arvense
Lineage: Eukaryota; Viridiplantae; Streptophyta; Magnoliopsida; Brassicales; Brassicaceae
Source: the annotation of a GenBank genome assembly